Molecule: messenger RNA, 2300 nt
Organism: Lotus japonicus
Lineage: Eukaryota; Viridiplantae; Streptophyta; Magnoliopsida; Fabales; Fabaceae
Product: protein WVD2-like 7
Exons: 9
Coding region: 461-1966 (501 amino acids)
Source: RefSeq, a predicted model, not a curated record
UAUUGAAAUUGUUCAACUUUGUUUAGUAGAAAACUGAAACAUCCUUAAUUUGAGACAACUAAUCUUAAAAUUGGUGACUUUAUGGUCCCUUUUUUCUUUUUUAUCCAUUCAUAAUUGAUUUAUCAUGAACUGUUCUUCACUGGUAGUAGUACCACUUAUUGCCAUUAAAAGCUAAAUCAUCUUUUUAGGAAGACAAUAUAUACAAUAUGUGUUGUGUGAUCUAGAAACCCUGGAGUGAGUGAGUGAGUGACUUUUUCACUUCAUUCUUUCUUUCUUGCUUUUGGGGAAUAUUGGAUUGCUUUGUCUUCAUGAUUGGUUUUUCUUUUUCAUCUUAGGAGUUUCCUCCUCAAGUACCAUAUAACCAGACAAAGGAGGUUGUUACUGUAGAAAAGGUCAUGCUAUGCUUAUCUUGUUGCUCUUUGGGGUGUAGACUGUAGUAGCUGAGUUGUAAUUUACUUCUAUGGGUGAAUUUAUUGUAGAUACAACAAUAUUUGGAGAUAAGAUGGGAGAGACUGCUGCUGCUUCAAAUUCUGCUUUGCAAGUUUCUGUUUCAUUUGGUAGAUUUGAGAAUGAUUCAUUGUCUUGGGAGAGAUGGUCCUCGUUCUCUCCGAAUAAGUACUUGGAAGAGGUUGAGAAGUGUGCCACGCCUGGAUCGGUAGCGCAGAAGAAAGCUUACUUCGAAGCGCAUUACAAGAAGAUUGCUGCACGAAAAGCCGAAUUGCUGGCUCAAGAGAAGGAAACGGAGAAGGAUUCAUUCGGAUCAGAUGAUCAAAAUGGUGUAGAUCUGAGUGGGAAUGCUUGUGGGACCGAUGCGGAGUUUGAUGUAUCGAACGCUCAAGGUUCUACCACUGAAGGGGUUGAGCAAGAAAUCAGCUCUGUUGGUGAGGUCAGCAGGAACCUUUUGGAUGCUUUGAAGGAGGAGGAAGUUGCAGUUUCUAGAGAUUGUUACCAGAGUUCAUCAAUUGAGGUUGAAGAGAGUGAGGAACAGGAAAGUAUAUCUCAUGGUGCCGAACCAAUAGAUGAGCCUGAAGAAGUUGUGUGCAUAAAACAAGAAGAAAAUCUUCAUGUUGAAGCUGAAGAUGUGAAGGAAAUUUCACACGUUGAGUAUAAGGAAACAGAAAAGGCCUCAGAAGUUGAAGCAAAAGAUGUGAAAUUGGAUCAUCCAAAGGAAUCUAAGGUUGCCUCUGUGAAUAGGGAAAGCAAUGCAGCCAAGACAAAAAAGAAAUCAAUGCUACCUAAAUCUAAGGCAUCACAGAUUUCCACGCCCAGAAAUUCAAAGCCUGCUUCAACUCCAAGCAAGCCAUUGACAUCUGCCUCUUCAACUAAAAAGGGAAAUUCACCAUCUUUAUCUAGGAAGCCAAUUACUUCCAGUGAGGAAAGCAAAAAAGUUGCUAACAAACCAUUGCACAAGUCCCUGAACUUGGAGCCGAGUAAUCCUGAUCCAGCUCCUCUUCCUACCUUGAGGAAAUCUUUCAUUAUGGAGAGUAUGGGGGAUAAGGACAUAGUCAAACGAGCAUUUAAGACAUUUAAGACAUUCCAGAACAAUUACAGCCAGCCAAAAUCUUCUGGUGAAGACAGAUCUUCGGUAAAAAAGCAGGUUCCUUCAAGGGGGACUGUGUCAAAGGUUCCAACAUCUUCAUCUUUACGGAAAGAAAAUGGAAGGCCAAAUAAGGUUGAGAGUAAGGACACAAGAGGUGGAAACACUGUACAAACUACUUUGAGCCGAAAAAGUGACAUUAUAUCAGGGAAAGGGAAAGAGUCUUCAAGAAAAUUAGAUGUAAGCUCUCAUGCAAAAGAGACGCCAAGGACACGUCUCCAAUCGAAAUUGAAGGAGGAAAAAGAGGCAGACAUGAAAAAGCUCAAACAUAAUUUCAAGGCCACACCCCUACCAGCUUUUUACGGUGGUCAAAAAGUAUCAAAAGUUCGUCCAGAAAAGGUUGAUGCUAAGACUGAGAAACCUCGAUAGCUCCACAAAUAGUGAAGGUAAAGAGAGAGGGGGAAAUAAAUAGAGGCUAAAUAGACUAGUGUAUCUUCAGGCGAAAUAUUAAUGGAAGUAAUUCAACGCUAUGGCAUUCUGGUUUAGUAAGCAACAGGGAAGAAUCAUCUUGUUAAAUAGGAGCUGAUGAACAUUGUGAGGACUAGGAGGAAGGAAUAGGCAUCAUUUAUUGAUGAUAAUUUUCUUUCUCACACCCCUCCUAGGCUAUAUAUUAGUUAGAAAAUAAUUUUGUAUAAUGUCUGUAAUGUAAAGAAUGCACACAUUUCUUGUAGUUGGUUACAGCAGUUUUCUUGUUCUCUGUCCA